UAACGUAGCAACCAUAGACUGGUAGCAACCGUUGCAGCCGGCGGCGGAAUGGCUGUACUUAAACGUGCUACAGCAUGUUUUACUUUUAGAUUAAUGCUUUGCAUUACCCUGGCGUGUAUGCCGUUUAAUUCUACAGCCGAGAAAACCAAGAGAAAUGACAGACCCGUCAUUGGUGUUCUGGCUCAAGAAGCUUAUGACCCAAAACCAAAUCAAACCGCUUUCAUUCCUGCCUCUUAUGUGAAGUUCCUUGAGUCAGGAGGAGCAAGGGUUGUACCUGUCAUGAUUAACCAAACACUGGAGGAGUACAAGACACUGUUCAGCUCCAUUAAUGGGGUCCUGUACCCAGGCGGACGCUCCAGCAUUAUCGCUUCUGCUUACCAGAGAUCUGCAAAAAUCUUUUAUGAACUUGCUCUUGAGGCAAACAAGAGAGGCGACUAUUUUCCUGUGUGGGGAACCUGUCUAGGAUUUGAGCAGCUGAUGCAUUUGACAAGUGGAAAGACAGUGCUGUCAUUUACCAAUACAAGUGGUGUGACACUUCCUCUGGACUUCACUAAUGAGGCCAAAGACAGCAGAAUGUUUAAAGGCUUCCCAGCUGAACUGAUGCAAGAUCUGGCUUCUGAGCCUCUGACAGAAAACUCUCACAGGUGGAGUUUGGCCGUGGUGACGCAUAACACAAAUGAGGAACUGAAGAAGUUUUACAAAGUUCUCUCCACAAACACGGAUGGAAAAACUGAGUUUGUGUCAACGGUGGAAGCAUAUGAUUACCCAAUUUAUGGGACACAGUGGCAUCCAGAGAAAAAUGCAUUUGAAUGGACAAGGCCUUACAUUCCACACUCACCAUCAGCUGUUAAAACCACCUUUUAUAUGGCUGACUUCUUUGUCAAUGAAGCCAGGAAGAACUUUCACAGAUUCAAAUCUGAGAAGGAGGAGAGCAAAGCUCUGAUAUACAACUAUAAUCCUGUUAAAACUGGGCUCGAGACUGCCUUUGAGCAAAUCUAUUUUUUCUGAUGUUUAUUUUUGGAUUGUUCUCCUUGUCAACAGCUGAUUGGCUGUCUUGGUCACAUGACUUGUGAAUGUUUACAGAUAAUUGAAUGAAUGAAUGCUUUAUUUCGGUUACAAAAAAAACCCAAAGACAACAAAAUAAAGUCAUGUUUUUACAAAAGAAUCCAUCAGACAGCAACCGAAAAAGGAAUAGGCUGAAGCCCCAAGGCUUAUUUUUGCCUCUCCUGUACUAUCUACAUAAUUGGAUUUUACAUUGGAUUUUACAUUUUACAGUAAAGUAUAAAUAGGAUAUAUUUAUACCUGCAUCAUAUAUCUUGAUGCAGAGCAGCACUUUGUGGCUGCUGUAGCUGGGUUUAAAUGCUGUAACAGAAUGUACACUACAGUUGAAUCACUCCAGAUUGCUUAGUAGGACUAGGUUUUACAAUCCCCGAAGAUUUAGCACAGCACUUGUCUUAUGUGGAGUUGGAGAUGUCAUUUUGGGUUGGGUUAGGUUCAGUGAUGACCACUUAGUGAUGUUUCCACCAGUACAACACAUCUUCAGUUGUGUACCCCGACUUAUUUUGGUGUUUCUGCCUUUUAUCACAAGACACCUUCAGUCGAGGUGGGCCCACCCCAAGCUGAUCAGACCUGGGUGUGUGUUGCAUGGUGGCUGUGUGUGGUCAUUUGGAAGCCCACACUGUCUCCUUGCGUUUCAGCCACAGCCAGUGACUGAUUCCAAUCGGCGACAGUGGCAAGAUCUGUAGCCAUCUUGGACACUCGGGUGA
This is a messenger RNA of Centropristis striata (black sea bass), 1766 nucleotides long. RefSeq names its product gamma-glutamyl hydrolase (conjugase, folylpolygammaglutamyl hydrolase) (gene ggh). The transcript is spliced from 10 exons. Gene Ontology annotation, molecular function: gamma-glutamyl-peptidase activity. The record is from RefSeq and is a predicted model, not a curated record. Gene Ontology annotation, biological process: tetrahydrofolylpolyglutamate metabolic process. Bases 49 to 1008 code for a protein of 319 amino acids. Gene Ontology annotation, cellular component: vacuole. NCBI's taxonomy places the organism in Eukaryota, Metazoa, Chordata, Actinopteri, Perciformes, Serranidae.